This is a messenger RNA of Ogataea philodendri, 2190 nucleotides long. RefSeq lists its product as uncharacterized. Gene Ontology annotation, biological process: telomere maintenance via telomere lengthening. Gene Ontology annotation, molecular function: protein homodimerization activity; double-stranded telomeric DNA binding. Bases 1 to 2190 code for a protein of 729 amino acids. NCBI's taxonomy places the organism in Eukaryota, Fungi, Ascomycota, Pichiomycetes, Pichiales, Pichiaceae. The record is from RefSeq and is a predicted model, not a curated record. The transcript has a single exon.
AUGGCCGACGACAAGCAAACCGGGCCUUCUGAGCCGCCGAAGUCGCCCGUGAUAGACCCGCAGAUUACUAAGGAGCUCGAGACAGAAAACGAGAACAUAGACCAGCAGCAGCUCGAGCUGCUGACGUCGCAAUUGCCUGGCUUCAGAUUCGAUAAUAUCGAGCAGCUUAACGACGAGGAGCUGAACAUUCAUUUCCAGAAGAUCAUUGGCGACCAGGAUGCAGAACACAAGGACGACAAGGACGAGGUCAAGCAGGAAACCACAGACCCACAGCUUGAGGAUCAGCAGCCGGAACAGGACCACUCGAAUGCCCCGGUUGAGCCUUCGCAUGACAUUGCUUCUACCGACAACAAGGAGAACAAGCCCGCUAAUCGGAACUUGGAUCCGGCUCUUGCGCUCUUAUCAAGCGAAACUACGAACUUCAAAGGAUUGUCUAUCCCAAACACCUCAGAGUUGGUGCGAGAGACCAGUGAGUCGCCUGCUUUGAAAGCUUACAGAGAGCUUAUGCGUAAUCAGCAGUCGGUGAUCGCACCGGUGGAUGUUGUUCACGCCCAGCUCGCCGCUCUUCCGCUUACCUUCACCGCCCCACAGCAUUUAUCGUUCAAUAUUCAACUGCUCAUAAACACCCUGCCUGUUCUGGACAACUUGGCAACGCAAAUCCUGAGAAUCAUCUCGCAAGGACCGUACCAGAAGAUAAUGGAACUGGUUUCCAAUCGUGAUUCUUUCGCAGGUAUUGCCUUUGGCAAUUUGAUCGAGCUGUUCGAAACAACAAAAAGAGUGUACAAUUCUGAAGAAAGUCCGUUUUUCACCUUGGAAAAUGUCACUUUUGGUGUUUGGAAAUAUGGCGAGGCCGCUCCAGAUUUCUUCCGCGGCAAAGAGGACACCAUUGAAGGUACGCUUCGUAAAGUGAACCUUGCCACCUUUUUGCUAGCCACGCUUGGGCUGAUCGAUCUGGGAUUCUUUUUUUUAAACGAGGCAUUCCUAGACGUUUUCUGUCCACCGCAGAACUUGGACCCAACCAGAUCGCUUUCUAAUCUCAAACAGGAUAACACAUUACAAUCGACGUUGUUGAGCUCGUCGUUCCCCUUCUCCCAAAGCAGCAGAGCUCCAAACAACCAAACCAAGUUCCUCAAGUCGCAUGCCAUUUUGUUUCUUGAGCUGAAAACGCAAGCUUUCAUUUCGGCAAUUGAGCUGGGCGACCGUUCCAAAGACGAGAUCAUCAAGGACCUGUUCCCAGACAACUUGGACGAGGUGCUGCUGAAGAGAAAACAGCCAGACUUCGAUGCCACUAAACAACCAAUUGUGCGAAACUCCACGUUGUUCACACCCGCAGAGCUGGAUUUCCUCGCAAGAUGCGAGUCCAGGAAGGAGAAUUUAAUGAAGGUCAAGGAGGAUGACUCAUUGAUGGAGAAGUAUGAGUGGAUCAAGUUCCUCAAUGAUUUGCUGGAAUAUGUCUCCAAGAACGUUGGAUUCUUGAUUUGGGGGCCAAAGGGUAAAAUCACCAAGGAAUUGACCAGACUCAAGCUGGGAGCAGAAUCUGUCACGGCCAAACGACAGUACGACGAGGAAGGGAAAGAGGUGGUCACCGACAAGACAGAAGAAGAGGAACACAAGACCAAAAAGUCCAGAAGCUACCGUCAAAGCAGGCCAACAACUUUCCGUCGUGUUUGGAGUCAGGAGGAAGAGGAGGCACUUAGAGACGGCUUGAAGCUCAAGGGAACCCAAUGGACAGCUAUUUUGGAACUGUACGGACCGGGAGGGUCUCUGAGUGAAGCAUUGAAGAACAGAACAACGUUGCAACUGAAGGACAAGGCCAGAAACUGGAAGAUGUACUACCUGAAGAACGGCUUGGAGCUUCCUGAGUAUUUGGUGAAGGUGACAGGAGAGUCUGACCGGGGCUACUCGCACGAUUCGAACCGGUCUGCGGCCAAGGUGGAGAGACCAAAGGCAGGAAACCGCCACGCAAACUUGCAAACAGGUGUCUCGAGACCGUCGCAGGCUGCAUCGAAACCUAAAAAGACAGACGAGGGAACAGACUCGAGCUACGAAGAUAUCAUCAAUAAUUUGUUUGGGGCCAACAACGAGCGCGAUAAAGACAUCCAGAAGAAUGCGCCUGCGGUUCGCACGGAGAACCCUGAAGAUGCCACUAACGAGUUGAAAGACUUGGUGGCACAGGCCUUUGAGUCCUGA